CCACGCAGCAGCCUUGUUUUUUUGGUUAUCUCGGUUCAGCGUUGAAAUGUCAAUCGAGAAAGGGACUCUGACUAUUUCUUCUGCAGGCAGAAGUCCGUGGUACAAUGCCGAUGGUUCUAAUACAGAGAGCUAUUUGAUCGGCAUAGCUGGCGGAAGUGCAAGUGGAAAGACCAGUGUUGCUGAACGCAUUUUGAAAAAUUUGAACGUCCCAUGGGUGGUAAUUAUAUCGAUGGACUCGUUCUAUAAUAUUCUUAGUCCAGAGGACAGCAAAUUGGCCCACUCCAACAAUUUUGAUUUCGACGUUCCUGCCGCCUUUGAUUUCGAAACUCUUUUCGACUGUUUGACCAAACUUAAACAAGGAAAAUCAGUGGAGAUUCCAAUAUAUAAUUUCAACACUCAUUCACGAGAAACUCGAACCAAAACAGUCUAUGGAGCGAACGUCAUCAUUUUCGAAGGAAUUUUCGCAUUGUACGAUAAAAAGAUCAUUGACUUAAUGGAUUUGAAGAUUUUUGUAGAUACUGACGCAGACAUUCGCCUUGCCCGUCGAUUGAAACGUGAUAUCGCAGAGCGUGGCCGUGAUUUGGAAGGAAUCUUGCAGCAAUAUACGCGGUUUGUAAAGCCUUCCUAUGAUGACUUCGUUCAACCAACUGUCAGAAAUGCGGACGUUAUUAUACCAAGAGGAUUGGAAAAUGCCGUUGCAAUCGACCUUAUUACCAAACAUGUCCAGAAGCAAUUGCAAGACCUCCCUUUGAAGCAUCGCUGGUCUUUAGCCAAGAUGAAUUGUGGAAAUGUACUUCCACCUAACGUCACCGUUCUGAAAGAGACUAAUCAGAUAAAGGGCAUGCAUACCAUAAUUCGGGAUGUCAACACACCCAGAGACGACUUCAUUUUCUAUUCCGAAAGACUUUCUACCCUAAUCAUUGAAACAGGUCUUUCACAACUUCCGUUCCAAGAUGAAACGGCCAUAACACCUUUGGGACAUGAAUAUAAAGGAAAAUCAUUUAAGGGAACUAUUUGCGGCGUUUCCAUUCUACGAGCUGGAAGCACGAUGGAGACAGGACUGAUGAGGGUUUUACAAGAUGUUAAAAUUGGAAAGUUGCUGAUUCAAACUGAUCCUCGAUCAGGGGAACCGCAACUGCAUUACUGUAAACUACCGCAAAACGUGAACAAAUAUAACAUUUUACUCAUGGAUGCCACUGUCGGUACAGGCGCGGCCAGCUUGAUGGCCAUUCGCGUACUACGCGAUCACGAUGUUCCGGAAGAGAAUAUCAUUUUCCUUACAUUCCUCGCAGCACCUGCUGGCCUGCACGUUUUGGCCAAUGCUUUCCCUAAAGUAAAAAUCGUUACAUCUAUGGUUGACCCAGUAUUAUCCCCCGAAACUCUGUGGAUAGAACCAGGAAUUGGAAACUUUGGAGAUCGUUAUUACGGCACAGAAGAGGAUUAGUAUCUUCUCUUCUUCAGUUUACGAAUUGUAAUUUAGUGUUAAAUCCAUUGCUGCAAUACUAUGAUUUGGACGGCUAUUUGGGAUUCUUCAUAAUUGUAAGAUGGUAGCGACCUUUUCUUAAAUAAAACAAGCAAACACAAUGUUGACGUAAAGAUUCUGAAGUGGGUCUG
Molecule: messenger RNA, 1614 nt
Organism: Umbelopsis ramanniana AG
Lineage: Eukaryota; Fungi; Mucoromycota; Umbelopsidomycetes; Umbelopsidales; Umbelopsidaceae
Exons: 16
Coding region: 47-1444 (465 amino acids)
Cellular component (GO): cytoplasm
Molecular function (GO): kinase activity; ATP binding
Source: RefSeq, a predicted model, not a curated record